Messenger RNA from Pollicipes pollicipes, 417 nucleotides. RefSeq names its product protein EARLY FLOWERING 3-like. The transcript has 4 exons. The record is from RefSeq and is a predicted model, not a curated record. Bases 1 to 417 code for a protein of 138 amino acids. NCBI's taxonomy places the organism in Eukaryota, Metazoa, Arthropoda, Thecostraca, Pollicipedomorpha, Pollicipedidae.
AUGGGGCCCAACAGCUAUAUGAAAUACAGCGACUUGCUUCCGCCGGCGGCCGCCCCGUCCGGCGGCGACUCCCAGCUGCUCUCGGAGGAGGCCAGCUUCUUCAGCCAGCCGGCCGAGUCGGCCGCCGGCGGCGCCGCCGCCAAGGUCAUGUCGCGGGACUCCAUCCUGGCGCUGUACGGCCAGUCGGCCGCCGGCGCCGCGCCGCCAGGCGGCGGUGUCCUCGGAGCAUAUGCCGGCAUGCCGCCCGCCAGCUCUGGAGUAGGGUUCCCCCAGCAGCAGCAGCAGCAGCAGCCGCCGGUCGGCUACCCGGCCGCCCAGAGCUUCAGCAUGGGAUACCCGGCGCCGCAGCAGCAGCCGCAGCAGUUUCAGCCACAAGUCGGCGCCUUCCACGCGGCUCCAGUAUCAGUGUGCAUUUGA